AGUGGUAAGGUAGUAGUAGUAGUAAUAGUAGUAGUGGUAGUGGUAAGAGUAGUAGUAGUAGUAAUAGUAGUAGUGGUAGUGGUAAGAGUAGUAGUAGUAGUAAUAGUAGUAGUGGUAGUGGUAAGAGUAGUAGUAGUAGUAAUAGUAGUAGUGGUAGUGGUAAGAGUAGUAGUAGUAGUAAUAGUAGUAGUGGUAGUGGUAAGAGUAGUAGUAGUAGUAAUAGUAGUAGUGGUAGUGGUAAGAGUAGUAGUAGUAGUAAUAGUAGUAGUGGUGGUGGUAAGAGUAGUAGUAGUAGUAGUAGUAGUAGUGGUAGUGGUAAGAGUAGUAGUAGUAGUAAUAGUAGUAGUGGUAGUGGUAAGAGUAGUAGUAGUAGUAGUAAUAGUAGUAGUGGUAGUGGUAGUGGUAGUGGUAGUGGUAGCGGUAAGAGUAGUAGUAGUAGUAGUAAUAGUAGUUAUGGCAGUAUU
Pocillopora meandrina is the source of this 464-nucleotide messenger RNA. NCBI's taxonomy places the organism in Eukaryota, Metazoa, Cnidaria, Anthozoa, Scleractinia, Pocilloporidae. The record is from the annotation of a GenBank genome assembly.